This is a messenger RNA of Dimorphilus gyrociliatus, 1438 nucleotides long. The record is from the annotation of a GenBank genome assembly. Lineage: Eukaryota; Metazoa; Annelida; Polychaeta; Dinophilidae.
AAUGUGUAGUGUGGUCGAACAACCGUCUAAUGUUUUUAUUGCAAAGAAGGAGACGUCAGUGACUGUAAAGAAUCUAGCUACCAGUUAUAACGAAUGUAAACAAAGAAACAAGCUCGAUACUUCCUUUACUAUCAAACAAGAAAUUAAUGGCUUAUCAUUGAAUUUUACAUUUGAAGGUGAGGAUGAUAGCCAAAUUUGUCCUGACAGGGAGAGAUUUUAUCUCUCAACUAAGAAUGCCGUUUCGUUGGAUGAUUGCAUGAAAAAAUGCGCCGAAUUCACUCUAUGCAUUCGCUUCUCUUUCUUCCAAUACUAUCUGGAAUGUAAGUUAAAAGCAUCAAGACGAUGUUGGAGAAAUGAACCAUGUGCCUUUAAUUAUAUAAAACGGCCUAAUUUUUGUUUUGAUUUAAUAAAGGAAGGCGUAAAAGAAAUUACGUCGGAAGUCUAUUUCGAUAAUGAAGGAGGCUAUUGCUAUACUCACCUACAUAGAAUGAACUUUCAAAGCGCAAAGAUGGCGUGUCGGUCGAUCGGAAUGCAUGUUCUAAAGCUUUGGAUUCAACAAGAUGUUGAUACUGGAAAUUCGUUUUUUGUAAGAUUAAGAAAAUUAAAAUUUCGUAACGUUUGGUUAGGUUUACAUAGAGCAUCUUCAGCCGAUACAUUCAUUUGGCAAAGCGACCUCUGGAAAGAUUUCGACGCCAUACCGUCUACGCACAGCAAAAUAGUUGAAACAGGCUUGGGAGAGGGUGCGUGUUUUACUGCCUCACUUGAUAGCGACUCAACUAUUGACUGGGUUAAUAGAGAUUGUUUCAAAAAUGUGGCUCAUGUUAUAUGUUUUAGGCCUAUUAUGGGAGAAUGGGGUCCCUGGGUUGCUUGGAGACCUUGCUCUACUUGUAAAGAAAGGCGUAUGGAGAGGCAUAGAGAUUGUAAUAUGCCAGAACCUAUAAUUGGAUCGUGUUUAGGCGAGAAAUUCGAUUACAAGAGUAUAAAUGUAGAAUCUGAACCGUUGCCGCCUUAUUAUUAUCAUAUAUAUGUUGGUUGCAUUUGUGGCACAUUAGUUCUCUUAUUUGCAUAUGUACUAAAGAAGAUUCAGUCUUCGUUCUAUGGCCGAUUCGUAGAGCAACUUCAUAACUAUGAGAGGGAAGCAGAGAGGGACUAUUUCACAUUGAAGAAUCGUUUAGCAGAUUAUGUGAGUGACGUUUGCGAGACCUCACCCAUUCGUACUUCGAAAAGUGUAAAACGUCAAAAAAGCUACACAUACACGUACAUUACUGAAACAGAUUCAGACCCAUUAAAAGAAUUUAAUCAAGCGGAAGAAGACGGAAAUAGUGAUAAAAUCAUGAUCGAAAAAUUGGAAGAGGCGGAAGAGGAAGAAGACGAUGAGAAAUUAGAUUAUAAAAAUAUUACAGUUGCAGUUGAUAUAGAAAAUCACGAUGAGAGAUAG